This is a messenger RNA of Aspergillus steynii IBT 23096, 1750 nucleotides long. RefSeq names its product c-14 sterol reductase (gene erg24B). Gene Ontology annotation, cellular component: endoplasmic reticulum membrane. The coding region runs from base 128 to 1630 and encodes 500 amino acids. Gene Ontology annotation, biological process: ergosterol biosynthetic process. NCBI's taxonomy places the organism in Eukaryota, Fungi, Ascomycota, Eurotiomycetes, Eurotiales, Aspergillaceae. Gene Ontology annotation, molecular function: Delta14-sterol reductase activity. The transcript is spliced from 3 exons. The record is from RefSeq and is a predicted model, not a curated record.
GAUCUCUGGCGCGCAAGAUCAAGAUCCGCCGUGAGGUCAGACCUCCCAGCACUUUGGCCUCACCGUCGAAACUCCCCGCCAAUUCCUCCCCACUCCCUCGAGCCGGUGGCUUCCCAUUGAAUUGAAGAUGGCGCCCAAGAAAGAUUCAAAGACUUCAAAGACCAAGAUUCCCGUGCAGCCGGUCCCUGAGAAGCGCGGUUAUGAAUUUGCUGGCCCAAUCGGUGCAUUUGGAAUUGUCUUCGGUCUUCCAAUCCUAGUCUACGGCUUCACCUUCCUGUGUAACGAUGUCUCCGGUUGUCCUGCCCCGUCGCUGCUUCACCCCUCCACCCUGACCCUCGAUCAACUGAAGAAAGAAGUGAACUGGCCGCAGGAAGGGCUCCGUGCCUUCUUUGACGCUCAAGUGACGCUGUGGGUGCUGAGCUACUACUUCCUCAGCUUGUUUCUCUAUGUGUUUUUGCCUGGUCAGGAGGUAGAUGGCACGGUCCUGGCGUGUGGAGGAAGACUUCGAUACAAGUUCAAUGCGUUCACCUCCGCCGUUACGAUUCUUUCCGGAUGCGCCCUCGGCACCUACGUGUAUGGGGCAGACUUCGUUGUUUGGACAUUCCUCUGGGACAACUACUUGCAGGUGAUCACGGCAAACUUGGUGAUCUGCAGCUCUCUUGCUAUCUUCGUCUAUGCGAAGAGCUUCACGGUGCCAGCGCCCGGCCAGCUUAACCCGGAGCUGAGACAAUUGGCCCCGGGUGGUCACACAGGCAACGUGCUAUACGAUUUUUUCAUUGGGCGCGAGCUGAACCCGCGCGUUCGACUGCCCAUUCCCUUUGUCAGCGAAGCGUCGCGUACCAUCGAUAUCAAGUCCUGGUUUGAAAUGCGGCCUGGACUGCUCGGAUGGAUCAUUAUGAACCUGUCCAAUGUCGCUCAUCAGUACCGGACUUAUGGCUACGUGACUGACUCGAUCGUGCUCUCCACCUUUUUCCAGGCAUUCUACGUACUAGAUGGACUGUACAUGGAGCCGGCACUCCUGACCACCAUGGACAUCAUCAUGGACGGGUUCGGCUACAUGCUUUCUUUCGGAGACCUUGUCUGGGUUCCCUUCAUCUACAACUUCCAGACCCGAUACUUGUCGGUAUUCCCCUUGGAGCUCGGCCCCAAGGGAAUCCUGCUCGUCCUAAGCGUGACCGCCGCAGGCUACAUGAUCUUCCGGGGCGCCAACAACCAGAAGAACCGUUUCCGCACCGACCCAACCGACCCUCGCGUGAGCCACAUCCAGUUUAUCAAGACCGCCAGUGGAUCGAAACUGAUGACUUCGGGAUGGUGGGGUUGUGCGCGCCACAUCAACUACCUGGGUGACUGGCUCAUGUCGUGGUCGUACUCGCUGCCCACCGGCAUCGCGGGCUAUGCUAUCAUCGAGAGCAUCGAUGCCUCCACGGGAGACGUUCACAAGCAGGCCGUGCAGACGCCCGAGACUCGCGGCUGGGGAAUGAUUUUCACCUACUUCUUCUUGGUCUACUUCGGCGUGCUGCUCAUUCACCGCGAGAGACGCGAUGAGGAGAAGUGCAAGAGGAAGUACGGUGCUGAUUGGGAUCGGUAUACCUCUUUGGUCCGCAGUCGGAUUGUUCCUGGCAUUUACUAGGUAGUUUGACGAGAUCCCUUGGUUUUUUCUGGGGUGUCGUCGAUCUUUCUGGCCACUUACAUUGUUUAAUAUUUUGAUUAGGGGUGUUGCAAUUUCUAGAAUUAAUUGCACACGGAAGAG